Molecule: messenger RNA, 837 nt
Organism: Rotaria socialis
Lineage: Eukaryota; Metazoa; Rotifera; Eurotatoria; Philodinida; Philodinidae
Source: the annotation of a GenBank genome assembly
AUGCGCACGUCAACGUUAGUUGCAUUUAUAAUCUUCGUAGCUGCUUGUAGACUGGGACAUGCCUAUGAUCUCAAUGCAGAUUUAGCUCGUGGAUUGGUUGGAAAUCUUUCCACACAACAUCGCCCGCUACGUGGGGACAGUUCAUAUUUUAGUGACUUUCCUGAAGAUUGUGCAGAAAUCUACUUGAAAGAACAAAGUUUACAUAAUAUUCCACCUCCCACUGGUAUUUAUGAAAUUUGGCCGAGACAAGGAAAACCGAUUAAAGUUCUGUGCGAUAUGGACACUGAUGAUGGUGGAUGGACUGUAUUCCAAAAGCGAGGCGAUUACACUCCUCAACUAGAUUUCUAUCGAACAUGGCUCGAAUAUAAAAGAGGCUUCGGUGACUUACAACGGCAGUUUUGGCUAGGCAAUGAUCGUUUAUCGAUUUUGACCAAUCAAGAUUCGUAUCGAUUACGAGUCGAUCUCGAAGACUUUGAGGCACAGAAACGGUUUGCAGAGUACAGCUCUUUUCAAGUAUCGAACGAAGCUGACAAAUAUCGAUUGAUGUUUGGAUCUUAUUUGAAGGGCGACGCAGGAGAUUCGUUAAGCCAACACAAUAACAUGCAGUUUUCAACGAAGGAUCACGAUAAUGACGCAGUUUUCGGGUCAUGUGCACAACGCCAUAAUGGAGCCUGGUGGUAUAAUGCUUGUCAUGACUCUAAUCUGAAUGGUGGAUAUUUGCGUGGAAAUCAUCCGAUACUAUUUGCUGCAGGUGUCAAUUGGUAUACUUUUAGGGGUGAAAACUAUUCGUUGAAAACUACAGAAAUGAAAAUACGACCUGUUUGGUUCAAACCUUAA